AUGGUCACUACAACUUAUACCACUUGGGAUGUAGUUAAAAUUAUACAGGAGUAUUCAAGAGAUAAUAUAGAUACACAAGAAUUAAAAAGUAAAAUUAAUGGGCUUGGUAUGUGGGAAAUUGGAUGCUCAUAUGAUUUUACAUUUUUAAUGAAGAAUCAAGUCAAUUGUCAGUUAAUAGAAUUUUUAAGGUACUUUAAAAUAACUGAAGAAAAAUUGUUAUAUAAAGUGCUGAAGCAAAUAACCGGAAGAGUUUUAUUAGAAUUCAAAGUGCUUAUUUGGAAACCAAGGAACGAGUUACAAAUAAAGGAAGAAAAGCGAUGCAGUAUUAGCAGUAAAGAUAAAAAAGCUAAGUCACAUAGUAAACGCACUGAAAUAGGUGUCAAAGAUGUUGACUGUAAUAUAUUAGAAAGUAAUUGGAAUAAAUGGAAUAAUUUGGCAUUCCAUCGUGGUGGUCAUUGGGUAAAUUUUUAGGUAGAUCAUGACAGUCACCUUUGAAUUUGAGGUCGCAUCCUGGUUUUUAACAAUGAUAUGAUCGUUUAGGUGACAGGUCGACUUGUUCUUUAUGAAAAGUAGUCGUGUUUCAUAAUGCUUAAUUCUUAUAUAUAUUUG
Messenger RNA from Rhizophagus irregularis DAOM 181602=DAOM 197198, 609 nucleotides. The record is from RefSeq and is a predicted model, not a curated record. NCBI's taxonomy places the organism in Eukaryota, Fungi, Glomeromycota, Glomeromycetes, Glomerales, Glomeraceae.